Molecule: messenger RNA, 711 nt
Organism: Mucor mucedo
Lineage: Eukaryota; Fungi; Mucoromycota; Mucoromycetes; Mucorales; Mucoraceae
Exons: 1
Coding region: 39-491 (150 amino acids)
Source: RefSeq, a predicted model, not a curated record
AAAAUAUUCUCUUUCAUUGACAACACAAUUUUAUCAUCAUGGAAGGGUUCAACGACAGUUACAAUAUAGCAUUACAAGCCCUUGGCUACUUGACACAAGCAUAUACAUUCUGUUACUUGCAUUUAAAGGAACUGAAUAUUAACUUGCCUGCUCCUGAUCAAGUAGUGCAAGUGACAACUUCAUUUAUUACCUACAUUGUUUCUCAUUCACCCACCUUCAUUCAACAAUUGGUAGACACAUUCUCUCAAUUACCCAUCGAAUCCAACUAUUUUACCAUCAUACUUCUUCUUAUUAUUGCCUAUAUCGCCUACUGCUUUAUCUUGGCUACCUUCCGUUGGGUCUAUCGACUCGUGUUUGGAUUUGUCCGCUUCAGUUUCUUUUUGGCUCUGGUGGCAAGUCUCGUUUACGUUGUUCAACAAUAUUUGGCUGGCGCUGCUUUAUUUCCCGGUACUUCUACCACAACUUCUCCCACCUCUCCUAGAUCACUUUAAAAAAAUCAACGGACUUUUGAGAGACCACGUUACAAAGGAAUCGGUAUCACCCCUUCCCCCUCUUUUUUUUUUAGAUAGUUGACUUCUUUUUUUGUUUUAUACGUGUAUAUAUUAUUGACAAAAAUAAAGAGUAGAAUCUUGAGUUUACUUUUAGUCACGACAUAUUUUUUAACUGCGGAUUAUUAGCGGUUUCUAUUGCGGAAACCUUAUUAGAUCGAAC